Dipodomys ordii (Ord's kangaroo rat) is the source of this 1233-nucleotide messenger RNA. It is a transcript of the gene Gpr135, whose product is annotated as G protein-coupled receptor 135. Gene Ontology annotation, molecular function: G protein-coupled receptor activity. The transcript has a single exon. The record is from RefSeq and is a predicted model, not a curated record. Gene Ontology annotation, cellular component: membrane. The annotation marks the transcript as partial. Lineage: Eukaryota; Metazoa; Chordata; Mammalia; Rodentia; Heteromyidae. Gene Ontology annotation, biological process: G protein-coupled receptor signaling pathway.
CUGUCGCACGGGGCGGUGGUGGCGGCGCAGGCGCUCGUCCUGCUGCUCAUCUUCCUGCUGUCUAGCCUGGGCAACUGCGCGGUGAUGGGCGUGAUCGUGAAGCACCGGCAGCUCCGCACCGUCACCAACGCCUUCAUCUUGUCCCUGUCCCUGUCGGAUCUGCUCACGGCCUUGCUCUGCCUGCCCGCCGCCUUCCUGGACCUCUUCACGCCCCCGGGGGGCUUGGCGCCCUCGGCGGCCAGCGCGGCCUCCUCCAGCGCCGCCGCCCCCGACUCCGCGGGGCCCUGGCGCGGCUUCUGCGCCGCCAGCCGCUUCUUCAGCUCGUGCUUCGGCAUCGUGUCCACCUUCAGCGUGGCCCUCAUCUCGCUCGACCGCUACUGCGCCAUCGUGCGGCCGCCCCGGGACAAGAUCGGCCGCCGCCGCGCGUUGCAGCUGCUGGCCGGAGCCUGGCUGGCGGCGCUGGGCUUCUCCCUGCCCUGGGAGCUGCUCGGCGCUGCCCGGGACCCGCCCGCCGCGCAGAGCUUCCACGGCUGCCUCUACCGGACCUCCCCGGACCCCGCGCAGCUGGGCGCGGCCUACAGCGUGGGCUUGGUGGUGGCCUGCUACCUGCUGCCCUUCCUGCUCAUGUGUUUCUGCCACUACCACAUCUGCAAGACGGUGCGCCUGUCGGACGUGCGCGUGCGGCCCGUGACCACCUACGCGCGCGUGCUGCGCUUCUUCAGCGAGGUGCGCACCGCCACCACCGUGCUCAUCAUGAUCGUCUUUGUCAUCUGCUGCUGGGGUCCUUACUGCUUCCUGGUGCUGCUGGCUGCCACCCGACAGGCCCAGGCCACGCAGGCGCCCUCCAUCCUCAACGUCGUGGCUGUCUGGCUGACCUGGGCGAAUGGGGCCAUCAACCCUGUCAUCUACGCCGUCCGCAACCCCAACAUCUCCAUGCUCCUAGGGCGCAACCGCGAAGAGGGAUACCGGACUAGGAAUAUGGAUGCUUUCCUGCCCAGCCAGGGCUCCGAUCUGCAGACCCGAAGCCGCAAUCGCCUUCGAAACCGCUAUGCCAAAAGGCUGGGGGCUUGUAGUUGGAUAUCCUCUUCCGACCCCAACAGCGGGGCGGGAGGGGACGUGGCCUUGUGGGCCCGCAAAAACCCAGUUGUGCUUUUCUGCCGAGAGGGACCGCCGGAGCCCGUGACGGCAUUGACCAAACAGCCUAAGUUCGAAGCCGGGGACACUAGCCUCUAA